CAAAAGACCCAUCCAUCCCAAACCCAAACACGCACAGCACGUCAACACCCUCCAAAUCAACAAAACCGCCAAGAACUGAAUAUCAGAGUGUGUCGAAAAAUCAUGGCUUGUGCAUCCCAGUCGAUCAUUUCAGCGAACACAUCAUGUGCAUUUUCUUCACCGAGGUUGUUGAGGAGAUAUGGCAAAUUGACCCCGAAUUUAAAGCUCUUCACUGUCAGAGCUUCCUCUGAUGACGCUGAAGAUUGUAAUGAUGAAGAGUGUGCCCCUGAUAAGGAGGUUGGCAAGGUUAGUAUGGAAUGGGUUGCCUCUGAGAAGACCAAAGUUGUCGGGACAUUUCCACCUCGUAAACGGGGAUGGACUGGCUAUGUGGAGAAGGACACUGCUGGGCAGACCAACAUAUACUCGGUUGAGCCCACAGUGUACGUAGCAGAAAGUGCAAUAAGCUCAGGAACUGUGGGUGCUUCUGCUGAUGGAGCUGAAAAUACAGCUGCUAUCGUGGCUGGCAUUGGCCUUAUCUCUAUUGCUGCAGCUUCAUCAAUACUCCUCCAAGUUGGUAAGAACCCACCACAGAUACAGACAAUGGAAUACAAUGGACCAUCUCUCACUUACUACAUCAACAAAUUUAAACCCCCAGAUGUGAUUCAAGCUGCAGUACCAGACCAAGUUGAAUCUUCACCAUCUAUUCAACGAGAGAGCUCUGCCCCAGUUACCCAGAUAGAGGUUUAAUCUGAAAAUCAACCAGAGCCUUCUCCUCCAACUCUGACGAGUAUUUUGCCGGCCAGUUAAUAUAAUCUAGUUUCUUGAACUGCAAACCUGCAUUAUAGGCCAUGCCACUUGUGUAUAAAAUAGGUUGAGCUUUGAAUUACAGCAAAUGAAUAGCAACACAAUUUUUGUAUGUCCUGUAAAACGCAAGCUACCUUUUGUUGUAUAUUUCAGGUAUUUAUUGUAUUUAACUUGAGGCCUAAUAUACAUUGGUAAA
Messenger RNA from Tripterygium wilfordii, 979 nucleotides. Its product is annotated as protein MAINTENANCE OF PSII UNDER HIGH LIGHT 1-like. Bases 103 to 726 code for a protein of 207 amino acids. NCBI's taxonomy places the organism in Eukaryota, Viridiplantae, Streptophyta, Magnoliopsida, Celastrales, Celastraceae. The transcript has 3 exons. The record is from RefSeq and is a predicted model, not a curated record. Gene Ontology annotation, cellular component: chloroplast thylakoid membrane. Gene Ontology annotation, biological process: regulation of protein complex stability.